Messenger RNA from Parnassius apollo (apollo), 2628 nucleotides. NCBI's taxonomy places the organism in Eukaryota, Metazoa, Arthropoda, Insecta, Lepidoptera, Papilionidae. The record is from the annotation of a GenBank genome assembly.
AUGUGCGGUACAUGGGUGCGUGUCGCGCAGGAGGUGCGUGCGGCGGCGCUGCGCGAGUACGUGUCGCGCGUGUGCGGCGCCGUGCUGGCCAGCGAGCCGCUGCGCGCGCUCGGUGCCGCCGUGCCCGACCUGCUGGCCGCGCAGCUGCGUGCCGCAGUGCUGCUCGACAGGCAAGCCACUCUAUACCUUAUAGCGAAAGAAGGCGUCCAACGCAAACUGGAAGCGGGGCUAGCUACGGCCGAGGCGCGGAUUUUUGCGUCACAUCCGAUCUUGUCCCGCGCAGACGCGUGGCGGAAGGAGAAGUUGGCGGCGACCGCACAGCGGCUGAGGAGCGAGCUGAGCUGGGCGCCGUACGAGGACGCGGCGGCCGCCAUGCAGGCGCAGAAGUUGCACCAGCACCGGUACUUCCUACUUCGAGAUCUCGCUUUUCUACGGGACCGGGAACCUCUAUUGCUCAAGGAGCUCCGCGGCGCGAAGAGCCCGACGCGCGAGUUCACGUGGGCGACGCGCAUCUGGCUGGCGCGCAACUGGACGGUGGUGCGGCACUUCCGCGGGCGCGGCGAGCGCAUUCCCACCGUGCUGAGCUCGCGCGCCACCUCCAUCGUGACGCCGCGCUCCGACCCCUCGCAGCCCGUGUUCCUGCUGCACCGCGAGCGCACCCGCACCACCAGCACGCGCUGGCCCGCCUGGCGCCUGCUCAACCUCGCGCACAGAACUUGGUGUUGGAGCUGGAACAUGAUGUUUCUACUCGGCGUGAUGGUUCCCUGGUACUCACCAAUAUCUUUACGGACUCUGCUACGGGUCAAACCUUUUGUAACAGACUAUGAACUAUCACAGGUAAAUGGAACUCUUUUCCCGAAGCGGAGUAGUGAGACUCAGACGAUGUGGUCGCGCUUGCUGAAAUUAUGGCGGCAUGUUUCUAAAGAGCGUACGCGUUUCGAAACAGAACCUGACACAGGUCUGCUGGGCAAAGGUCUGAGCAGGCAGGCGCACCGCGCGUGGACGUACGGCGUGGUGGGCGGGCUGGGGUCGCUGGCGCUGCUGCUUGCGUUCCCGCUGUGCGUGCUGCUGGGCUGCGCGCUGGCGCUGUGCGGUGCGUUGUGCGUGCCGCUGUGGGCGCCGCCGCUCGCGCUCGCGCUGCAUGCCGCCGCCGCGAUCUUCUACGACCUGGACUGCCCGCGCCCGCAAGAUAACAGAUAUCUAGUGUUAUUUCAAAUACUCAUUUGGCAAAUCGGCUUGAUGGGUAUUCUGCAGCCGAUCGUCGCAUUCGUCGUGUCCGUGGUGUUCUGUCCGUUCUUUGCAUUAAUUCUGUUAGUUGGUGGCGUGAGUUGGUGGGCGGUGCGCGGCGGGGGGGAGGAGGUGGCGGGGCGAGCCGUGAUUGUGCGCUGUGCCCGCGUGCCCGCGCACGACUCCGCCUUCUGCCGCCGCGUGGCCGGCCCUGGCCUACACACGCGCGCCUGGUACCAGAUCACAGCGGCGCAGGCGCUCGCGGCGGUGUGCGCCCGCGCGGAGCUAGAGGCGCUGGCGGAGUGGGCCAGCGACAUAGAGAACCUAAUCGAGCGCCCGCUUCGCGACUACGCACAUUUCGUGGACGCCUGCUUUGGACCUUUCUCUGUACAAAUCGCUAAGACUGGUGCAUACAAACAGCUAGAGAAAGAGUGCAGUGAGCUAGUGAUGUCAGUUCGCGAGAAGCUAGCGGCGAGAAGACGCGACCUGGCUCUAGGUCUUACAGAUGCGGCUCGAGCUCGCAUCCGUAUGACAGCGCCAGAACUCAGGAAAGCAGUUGCGGCGUGUGCGCAGGAGCUAAGCCGGCUAUGGGGCGCGCGCAGCGACGAGUGGUGGAGCGCGCGCGGCCUCGAGCCCGCCGACUGGCACGCGCUCGCCGCCAACACACUCGUCGAGUUGUCAAAGCCAGCACUGCGGGCAUCACGUGCGUUGUGCGAGAUAGCGAGGAGAAUGAGUAGUAAUGUAAGUGGUGGUGUGCAGGUGUUCGACGCGGAGGUGCUGGCGGCGCUGGCGGAGGGCGAGGCGCGGCUGCCGCUGGAGGGCGGCGAGGGCGCGCAAGCCUGGGCGGCGCGUUGCGGCCGCGACCACGCGCCGCCCGACGUGCUCGCCGAGCGCGACGACUGGCGCCAUGCUGCGCCCGGGGUGGCGUGGGGUGAGUGGGGCGGCACGGCGGCGCCGCGCGUGCGCGCGCCCGCGCUGGACGUGAGCGCAUUCAGCCCGCGCGCGCCGCCGCAGCCGCCCGUGCCGCACCCCGCCGCCGUGGCGCUCGUGCUGCACAACCGAGAUUCGGAUAACCCCGUGCCAUUGGACUCUGAGCUUUGUGCUGAAAUUCUACGCACUUUAGAAGACGCGCCCGACAGUGAGGACAGGCGAGAGGGCGUGGAGCGGUACCGCGGCGGCGGCAGCUCGGCCAGCAGCUCAGCCAGCAGCAACGCCUCGCCCGACGAGGAGCCGCCACACCCGCCCGCCUGCAGAAUACCUGCGGAGGGGGCGGUGGCGGCGGGGGCGGGGCGGGCGGCGUGCCGCUGGACGCUGACGGGGCGCGGCGUGCGGCUGCGCGCCGACCUGGCCAGCCCCGAGGACGUGUCCCUCGACAUCGACCGCCACGGCACCUCCGUCUGA